Molecule: messenger RNA, 5422 nt
Organism: Clupea harengus (Atlantic herring)
Lineage: Eukaryota; Metazoa; Chordata; Actinopteri; Clupeiformes; Clupeidae
Gene: plcl1
Product: phospholipase C like 1
Biological process (GO): phosphatidylinositol metabolic process; regulation of synaptic transmission, GABAergic; phosphatidylinositol-mediated signaling
Molecular function (GO): phosphatidylinositol-4,5-bisphosphate phospholipase C activity
Source: RefSeq, a predicted model, not a curated record
UCGACCACCUCACAAAUACAACUCUCAAAUUCCUGAUAAAUCAGUCAAAUAAUUAGAUUAGAUAAUCAUACUUAUAACUGAGCACCAAAAGCUCCAAAACAUUAUAGGCGUACACUUCUAAACUCGCAAGACCAUAUAUGUUGACAGUAUCGCUCCCACAUUGAUAAAGUGCAAGACUUCAUGCGAGAAGAUCAUCUCCGUUUUGAACAUCUGGAAAUCUUCCAAGAGACUGAAACAUUCCACAUUCCAAACCAGAACUCCUCCCUUUCAGAGGCAGUCUUUCAGAAACAGACUGUGUCGUGAUGCCGAGUGGUGUGUAUUAUUAUCCGAUUGGCCCCAACAUGUGUCUGUCACGAUUAUGGACUAGUGGGAGGAGCUAUACCAGACGAUUGGAAGGCGGCGGUAGUGACACUUGUGUUCCUCAUUCUUGUCAAAUGCCGCUCUGUAGUGGAGUUCAGCACUGAACUUUACCAUCUCGAAACUAAAGAGUCAUGAAGGAUGAAUUAUGAUGCACCAACCCCUAAUAAUCAAAUUACAGAGGAGAAGAUGACCGCUUUUCCGUAGUCUAGACAACCUAGACUGCUCAAACAAUAAUUUGAGCUCAGUUUACAAAGUUUAGGCGAUUUCAGCAGACGUCAACUUUUCUCAUGGAAAUGAGAGCUUUUUUGGACAUUUAAACAUUUUAAAGAUUGACGCGCGCACCCCUGGAAAUAUCCUACUUGUUGCAUGAAAAUAUCUCGUGGAUAGAAGAAAGCACCUUGGUAAAGAAGCUAUUACAAUGAUUUCCAACUGGCUGCAUGUCAGUGCGUGUUACUGUUGUUUUGAUUAGCCAAUACAAAGUGCGUUCACUGAGCAGGAUGAAUGCUUACCAUUAUGCGUAAAGACCUUUUGGUGAAAGAGAGACUCCGACAGACUUUAGGCUGUUUUAGCCAUAUAGUUAACAUAACUGUAAUCACUACCAGCUACUAGAAGUGACCCACCCCAAGACAGAUGUGCAAUUAUUUGUCUGCUGCUGGCAAGUCUCAUACUUCGUGCUUAUGUUUCUAUUAAAUGGCUCGGAUAGACGGGCGCCCAUUAGAAACUUACUUUGAGGCUUUUUUCAGUCAGUAAAAUAUACGACUUUCAGUUUCCUGUGAAUUUGCACCACAUUUGUCAUGUCGGACUGUUAUGGAGACGACGUGUGCGGGGAUGGAGUCCCCGAGUUCGUACCCGCCAGGGCAUCCCGUGCAGGAAGACGAAGCGGCGUUAUCGUACCGACCAUCGAGCGAUCGAGCCCUGACACGGAGAGCAUGCUUCUUGAGGCGGUGAAGGCAGCUCCACGGAGAAGCAGCAUCAUCAAGGACCCCUCUUUAGCGAAGUUGGGCGGAGGGAGAAAGAAGACGGUCUCCUUCAGCAGCAUGCCGUCAGAGAAGAAGGUGAGCAGUGCGGCGGAUUGUCUGGGCUUCAUGCAGGGCGGCUGCGAGCUGAAGAAGGUGCGGCCCAACUCGCGCAUCUACUGCCGCUUCUACACGCUGGAUUCCGACAUGUCCUGUCUGCGCUGGGAGCCCUCCAAGAAGGACGGCGAUCGAGCCCGCCUGGAGAUCGGCGCCAUCCGCGAGGUGCGCACCGGCAAGAGCACCGAGACCUUCCUGCACAACGGACCCAGCUCGGACGGCCUGGCCGAGGAGGCCGCCUUCUCCAUCAUCCACGGGGAGGAGUUCCAGUCGCUGGACCUGGUGGCGCUCUCGGCCGACGUGGCCAACAUCUGGGUGACGGGCCUGCGCUACCUGCUCUCCUUGGGAGGCGCCGGCGGCGAGGGGGAGAGCAGCCCCGGCAGCAACAUGCGACGCGAUUGGCUGGCGUUCGAGUUGAGCAAGGGGGACGAGGACGGCUACGGCAUCGUGUCCGAGGACACAGCGGUGGCCACCAUCUGCAGACUCUGCCCCAGCAUCAAGGAGGCCAAGGUGCGUCAGCGGUUCAAGGAGAUCCAGCGAAGUAAGGAGAAGCUGACCUCCCACGUGACCCUCGAGGAGUUCCAGGAGGCUUACUGCGAGCUCUGUACGCGACCAGACGUCUACUUCCUGCUGGUGCAGCUCUCCAAGGACCAGGAGUGCCUGGACGCCCAGGACCUACGCCUCUUCCUGGAGACGGAGCAGGGCCUGCCCCUGGCCACAGCCGAGGGCUGCCUGGAGCUGAUCCGUCGCUUUGAGCCGUCAGCGCAGGGUCGAGAGCGGAGCCUCCUGGGUCUGGAUGGGUUCACCCGCUACCUGCAGUCGACUGAGUGCCAGCUGUUCGACCCCGAGCACCAGCAGGUGUGCCAGGACAUGACCCUGCCGCUGUCCCACUACUACAUCAGUGCCUCGUACCGCUCCUACCUGCUAGACGACCAGGUGCAUGGCCGAGCGGACCUGGGGGGGCUGACGCGGGCCCUGCAAGCCGGCUGCCGCUGCCUGGAGCUGGGGGUGACCGACGGGCCCGAGGGAGAGCCCGUGCUCGGGGUGGACCACGGCUCGGAGUCCCGGCACCACCACCACCACCACCACCAUCACCACCAUCACCACCACCCGCCCAUCACCCUUCGCAGCGCCCUGGAGGUGGUCAACAAGUACGCCUUCCUCACCUCCCAGUUCCCGCUGCUGCUUUACCUGUGCCAGCGCUGCUCCCCGGCCCAGCAGCGCACGCUGGCCCAGCACCUCCGCAAGGUCUUCGGCCUGCGCCUCUACACGCCCGAGGCCCUGCCCAUCAGCCUGACCCCGGGCAGCCGCGCCACCACCCUGCCCUCCCCUGAGCAGCUGAAAGGCCGCGUGCUGCUGGUGGGCAAGAAGCUGCCGCCCGAGGAGGAAGGCUCGGAGGGAGAGGUGUCGGAGGAGGACGAGGAGAUCGGCGGCGGGGGCCCCCUGGCCGGACGGAGGAUGACCAUCCCCGGCGAGGAGGAGCUGGGGGUCGUCCUGGUGGUGCCGCCCCCUCCCCAGCCGCGACGGCUGCGCCUGCGCCGCGAGCUUUCCAACCUGGUCUCCGUGGCGCGCACCGGCAGUCGCAGCUUCUACGGCCACCGCAACAGCUUCCAGCUGAACCACACGCACUCACCUCCCAGCAGCGCCCCCACUACGCCCAACACCCCCAACCCUCUGGAGCCGCCCUGCUGGACCCUGUGCUCCCUGGGGGAGGGCGAGGCGGGCCGGCUGGCCACGGAGAGCCCCGAGGACCUGGUGAGCUUCACCAAGCACUCGCUGACACGGGUGCGGCCCAGCUCGGUGCGGCUGGACUCCAGCAACCCCAACCCGCAGGGCUACUGGAAGUGCGGCGUCCAGCUGAUGGCGCUGAACCAGCAGACGUCCGGCGCCAUGCUGGACCUGCACCGUGGGCGCUUCAGCCAGAACGGGGGCUGCGGUUUCGUGCUGCGGCCGGCCAUCAUGCGCGACGAGGUGUCCUACUUUAGCGUCCACACGCAGGGCUGUGUGCCUGGGGUGCCCCCGCAGACACUCCGGGUGAAGGUCAUCAGCGCCCAGAGCCUGCCCAAGCCCCAGGGCUCGGGCGCCAAAGGGGAGGUCAUUGACCCGUACGUAGUGCUGGAGUUGCACGGCGUCCCGGCAGACUGCGCCGAGCAGAGGACCCGGACCGCGCCACAGAACCAGGACCCGCUGUUCGACGAAACCUUUGAGUUUCAGGUGAACAUGCCUGAACUGGCCCUCUUGCGCUUUGUGGUGUUGGACGACGACUACAUCGGCGAUGACUUCAUCGGCCAGUACAGCAUGCCGUUCGAGUGCCUGCAGCCGGGCUACCGCACCGUGCCACUGCUAGACCUGUCUGGCGAGCCGCUGGCCCAUGCCAGCCUCUUUGUGCACGUGGCCGUCACCAACCGGCGUGGCGGGGGCAAGGCCCAGCGGCGGGGCAUCUCGGUGCGGAGGGCGGUGCGGCGCGGCCGCGAGUACGUCACACUGCGCAGCACCGGCAUCAAAGUGCUGGAGGACACCUUCCGGCCAGCCUCCGCCCCCAUCAAGGAGGCCACUGACCUGCGCGAGGAGUCUCUGAGUGCAAUGGUGGCUUUCAAAGAGCAGUGUGGGCUCCCCCCAGUGGCCAAGGUGAAGCAGUGCAUGCAGAGCCUGGCCACCCGUCUGCAGGGCCCCGACGGUCCCCCCGGUGCCCUGCUCCUCUUGAAGGAUGGCUACCCCUGCCUGGAGCCCCUGGGCAGCCAGAGUGAUGCCACACGCAAGCUGCUAAGUGCCUACGACAUGAUGAUAUCAGCCAACAGACAACUGAUAGAAAACGCUGAUGGUGUGCAGGAGAGGAUUGCACAUGUGCAAAGAGAAGGCAUGGUGCUCCAUGAGGACCUGUCCAAGCUGGGGGAGAAAGAGGGACUGAAGGGCCGUAAGCAGAGUAAAGCUGUGGAGGCCUUCACCUGGAACAUCACAGUGCUCAAGGGUCAAUGUGACCUGCUCCGCAGUGCUAAGACAGACGCACUGGAUGCUAUUCGGCAGGUGACUCUGGCCUGCGAGGCCUGCGGAAUGACUGCCACAGCCACUGACCUGCACUACACCCCCCCCAGCUCCCUCUCCAGACGAGGCAGCACUUUCGGCAACGGCCGCAUCUGAGGCCCCCCCCACACACACACACACACCCCAUGGGUCCACCAUAGAGCAAGAGAGAAGAGAGGGAUGACGCAGAAGAAUGACUGAAAGAAUAUUAGAAGAUAGUAGAAGGGAAGAGUUGAGACUGCAGCCUUUUGUAUUGGGCAGUGCAAUAAGACUCAGUACAGUUAGGUCAUUCCAGAUGAGCCCAUGACUGCUGUGUGCUGCUGUAGCGUGAAUGUAAUAGAGAAAGAGGCUUGAAUGAGACAUGAAUGAGACAUGAAUGAUACAUAAAUGAGACAAGUUAUGAGGCAGUGAAGAGGUUGGUCAGUAUCGGGCAGUAGCUAUGGCAGAGGUAGAGAAGGCCACUAUUUUAAAAUGAAAAUUCUCAACCCUUUGGAAUAAACAUUUCCCCCAGGGUAUCCUUGAGUAGGAUAUUGGGAAAAGGGAAUGCAAUAUCAAUAUUAAACCCACUGACUCCAUUAGGAAAGAGGAGAAUGUCAAAUGAUCUUCCAUCCACUUGGGUUAAACACAGAAGUCUGAAGGUAGACCAUUCCCCAGGAAGAGCAUGUUGCUACUCAUCAGGCGUGUGCAAAAUGGAAACUAUAGUCCCACCGUUAGUUUGGAUGGUUCAUUCGUGACGCUUAAGUGGCUCUUAGUUACCCAUAGUGUGUUGCUUUGCUGCUUGACUAGGUGCUGGGGAUUACUGAAACAUUUGCUCCAUUGAGGAGAACAGUCUGUUGUUGUACCCUUGGGAUCCAGUGCUACUCAACCUCCCCCCUCUCCCACUGUCUAUCUAUCUAUACAUACACACACACACACACACACACACACACACACACACACACACACACACACACACACACACACACACA